This is a messenger RNA of Drosophila mauritiana, 4326 nucleotides long. Its product is annotated as protein three rows. The record is from RefSeq and is a predicted model, not a curated record. NCBI's taxonomy places the organism in Eukaryota, Metazoa, Arthropoda, Insecta, Diptera, Drosophilidae. Bases 97 to 4233 code for a protein of 1378 amino acids. The transcript has 3 exons.
GCACGGUCUCACUGGAUCUCAAAAUCUGGCGCAAACCAACAAAAAAAGGAAGCGUCGCAAUUAAACUAGUUAAAUGUGACUAUUCCCUUUGAAAAAAUGUCUACUGAUAUAGCCACCCAGCUGAAGGGCAGCCGCUCCGAUGUGGAAAAAGUCCGUAAAACGGUGGAAGCCAAAUUCCGGGAGUUGUCUGGCGAUGGACUACCUUUGAGAUACGAAGUGAAUGUAUUGCGCCAUAUUUGCCUCGCCUUAAAGGAUAAUCUGCACCAGAACUCGGAUCUUUACUGCGACAUCAUGGGCAUAAUGCUGCCACGCGUAGUCCCCUGCGAGGAGAAGCCAAGCUUAUGGGAGGCGCACUUGUCUAGCCUGCGGUACAUACAUCAUGGCUUGUGCCAUCAGCGAUCCAUGGAAGCCUGCCAGAAGCUGUACAACCUCAUUCGAACACAACCCUGCCGUCUGCAAGUGGAAUCGGACUACAAAAUAUACCUGGACAUACAUUUGACCCACUUCAAUGGUCUCCAUGUGCUGCUGCAGAAGCAAAAACUCCCCUUGGAAGCUACAAGUCACUUGUGUUAUGCUUUGGAAUCAUUAGGAGAUCUUUUCACAGCCAUGACGCAAAGAAAAAUAAGUCUGUGCGCACCGCUUCUAGUUCAACUAAACGAGAGUUUAUUUGGCAAAAGAAGUAGAUCGUUCUUCAAGUCGCUGAGCUUCCUGCCGUCGGAGAGUCUUGCCAAGAUGUUCAACCCGCUGCUUAUCCUCCUGGCCAGCAGCACCAGUUCAAACCUGGCCGACUUAUUCCCUGAGUACCUCAGUCUCACGUUGGCUCUCGUACAAAUCGACAUGUUUAGUCCACAGUCCAAUCAGCAGAUGUCAUUGCAGCUGCUGCGCAUGUGCAAGGAACUAUUUCGCCAGGAAUCAAACCUCUGCUAUGCCCUACAACUGAUGUACUACUAUAUCAAGUUAAUAUAUGUUCGGGAACCCACAGUCGACUUUAAGCGCACCUACAUUGACUUGUCAAGCAAGUUUCAGCACUUCUUCGAGCACAAAGUAGCCUCGCACGCCAAAGAACAGUGGCUAGCUGAUUUUCUAGUGGCUUUUCAAUUGCUACAGGUGCUCAUCCAUCAAAGUAGCAGUAAGUUGCAGAGUCAUUUUCAGGUAUUUUGGCAGCAGUUCGACGGAGAGAGCAGUCCGGAGAUCUACACAGCGCACUUUCAGUUGCUUCACACGUGUGCUAGCUUGGCGGUUAAUGUUACGAGGAGUCCUUUGGGCUGCAGUUGCUCCCACGAGGCAUGCAAGAGCGUGCGGCGGCACUGCAUCUUGGCGUAUGGAUUGUGUGCAUUAGAUGCGUAUAUUAAUUGGAAACCGGCGGCGGAGCAAAGAGCAAAUGUGAGCCCUCACAAGCCCUUAGUGGGAGUAGUCAAAUACUCCAUGGAUGUGGCUAAGACCAUGAAGUGCUUGGGUCCCACCAGUGUGGAGCUCAUCAAGCUAGUGCGCCAGCUGACAUACGUGGCUGAUCAGGUCACCUGUCCGGAGCAAAUGUCCGUGCUGCUGCCGCUUUUGGAGCAACUGCAGAAGCUGCGACCUUUGGUUGCCGACCAGGAUAUGAGCAGUUUACUCCGACGCCUCUUCAAGGCCAGCUCCCAUUGCGGGGAUCCCAAUUUGGCAUGUCGAAUCCAAGCUAGUUAUUUGGCCUCGAUUACGAAUCCCGCACGAUUGAGAUCACAGAUCUGUUUGUACUACCACAAUCUGGGAAAAAAGGGCACCGAGAUCAGUAGGUGUGUCUACGAGUGGCACGAGUCCACGCCACUGCCUUUUCCUCUCACUCCGGCACAGAAAAAACAGCUGUACGAUACCGAUUUCUUUGCUGUACUACAUUAUUUGAGGAGUCCUUCUACGGCUCAUAUGGAAUCACUACUUCGUUGCCGAACGAGUGACUAUCAUCUGGUGCUCAUGGCCAGACAAAUGCGAAAGGAUGCCUCGAUUUCUAAGAAGUGCAUGGAGGUUCAUGAUAAGCUAAAGCAACAACGUUCGCUCAAUCGAAUGGAUAAUUUGUGCCUGGGCCACGCAAGUGUGGGACUACUACUGGACGCACUUGAGGCUCAAAAAACCAAAGUUUGCACCAAGGAGAUAACGGAAAAUAUGUUCGAAGAGCUGCUACUCAGACAGAAUCUAUGGCAGAUGAACAUACAAAGGGAGCAGCGAUUGGUCAACUAUGCUAGUGAAGCCAUCUCGGCAUUCAGCAACUUCUUCAAUCGAGCAGAUCAAGAGCCAUUGGGAACCAAUGAAACCUCUAUUGAUUGGGAGGCAUUGAUUGACGAUGCCAUCGCUGCUGCCAAUGCACUUUCGAGUAUGGGGUAUCAGUCACAAGAGGAUGAUGCCUGGCUGCUGCUUCUGAGAAUGGCUCACUGGCUGGAGGAUCGUUUCACCUAUCUCCGUGCCCUAAAUCAUUUUCUGUCUCAGAAUGAGGUUAGUUCUCGUUUAAACCUGAAACUCGGCGAGGAAGUUGAAGUAGCAGAGGAAUUGCUGGAUGAUUUGUGGCCUCAACUGAAAAAUGGGAAAUUCUUCAAGCGUCAGCAAACUACGGCAAUGCUCUGCUUUUGUCACCUCGCCAGUUACUAUGCCAGAAUGGAAUGCCAUAGUCAUGCCCAGUUGCUUCUAUUGCAUGUGGAACAACUUCGCGAUGAGUUUCCUGAGAGACAAGGAAAAAGUGAUAUUGUAUUGCUGACACUGCAAACAGUGCGCUUUCGACUUGGGUAUCAGCAAAGGAAGCCAACGAAUUGCAAGCUGCCGACUCCCCUGCGGCAAUUGGACAUUCUCCUGGACAAUGUGCGAAGUUUUUGCAACCUAUCCAGUUUAGAUGGUGGCUCAUUGCAGCUGCUUCUUUCUACUCUUGUCCGGGAAAGCACCGAGUGCUCUGCGAACAGAUUAAGCGAAAAACUAUCCUUCUCCAACAUUGCACUACAUUUGGUACUCCAAUCUGGCUUGGCUUUGAGAACCAUAGAGGUAUUCCUUGCAUGGUUAUGGACCAAUUUGCAAAUGGAAAAUUUCGACAAGGCACAAUCGAAGUUGAGACUCAUCGAGCAUUGUUUGGGUAUAAAACAGCUGAAUCCAACGAGUAGGCCGGCAAAGGAAGCGAUUAAGGAUGUAGCAAUUAGUGAUCUGACUAGCAAUAUGCACCUCCUCCAGUUGGUGGAGCCGAUCAGAAAGCAGCAGCAAUUAAAUAUGGCCUCGCCGAAUUUGCUCAGCAUGCGACCACAUAGCCCCAAUCCCCAACUGGACUUGGAUCGCUACAUAACACUCGAUGUGGCGCCUGCGGCUCUUCGAGAGAAUUCCCAGCUGCAAUGCUUGUACUUUGUAACGGGCUGUCUACAUGCACGUCUCCGCUUUCUUCAGAGAAAUAGCGAGCAAUUGGAAGAAUUCUAUGGAAGAGCGCAUAGUUUGAUGCAAGAAAAGCCUCCGAUGAGUAGCGCUAUGUAUCCCAUGUUGCAUGCCCAGCAGCUGUAUCAUCUGAACUAUCUUCGCUUUACGCGAAAGCAUGUAGAGGCUAUAUCAACGGCUCAAUUGAGCCUUAAAACACGACCACGCGCAGUCGACAUUAACUUCGAGUACAACUUUUUGGCUCAGCUAAAGACGGCUCAAUUAGAGCUCAAACCCGUGAGCCAGGAUAAGCCGAAGGUCAAAACCCUUCGACGGGCUUUGGUAUUCAAUCAGUCACCCGAUGACAAGAAACGAACCGCAACAGGAUCGGUUUCAGCCGUGAAGAAUACGGCGUCUAAAGUUAAACAGUCGGCCAAAAAGGCACCUCGAUUCAGAAUCUACGAGGAGCUGGAACUUCGACCACCAAGUGCUACCAGUUGCAGUAGCGGUGGCAGCGGCACAGAGAACACACCGCCUUCGGAUCACGUGGAUCUAAAUGCCUGCCAAGCGAUCGAGAUAAGCGACGAUGAGGAUUUACCUUCGGUGUCCACAAAGAAGACCCAACCAAAAAGUAGGGAGAAGGCUAAACCCAAGGCCACAUCCAAAGCCUGUAAAGUCCUAACAUUGGACAAUAGCUUGGAAAUAGUAGAAACGCCGGCAAUAACUACGAGUUCACGGAGCACCAGAGCCAGGCUGCGCCAGCCAGUGGAGACACCAAAGACAGCGACUCUUUCAACCAAGCGAACGAGGCGCCAGGUUUUGGAAGCACAGGCUCCCGAAACGGAGUCCAUUAGCACACGCACACGGCAUCGGCACUGAUUAGAUAGUAGAGUCUCCUUAGUUCUUAUUUAUUCUUAUCGAAAAUGUCUUGGUAUUUAAAUAUAUAUAUUGUGUGUAAGUGUUACAAAAGAG